Messenger RNA from Archocentrus centrarchus (flier cichlid), 3468 nucleotides. Its product is annotated as ankyrin repeat domain-containing protein SOWAHC-like. The transcript has a single exon. NCBI's taxonomy places the organism in Eukaryota, Metazoa, Chordata, Actinopteri, Cichliformes, Cichlidae. Gene Ontology annotation, molecular function: protein binding. The coding region runs from base 138 to 1808 and encodes 556 amino acids. The record is from RefSeq and is a predicted model, not a curated record.
CGGUUGCUAGGAAGCGGAGAACGCCUGACAGGUGGAGACGCUCCGAGUCACACCUGUCCUCGUUAACGGCUCCACUCUUUCUGGAUCUCCGUUAGGUGUUAGAAUACGCUAGCAGGAGCUGGACUGUAUUGUUAACAAUGGCCGCAGAGUGCACACAUGACACAAUUAUAGCCUUUCUGCUGGAGCAGGGAGGCAAAGUGAAGAACGCGGACUUAAUAAAGCAUUUUAAAGCCAUAUUCCCGGAGGACCCGGAGAGGAAGGCGGCUGUCCGGGAGACAUUUAAAAAGUACGUUGACAGCGUGGCAUUUGUUAAAAAUGAGAACGGAGUUAAACACGUGUGCCUGAGGAAGAAGUUUCGCGCUGCGUUAAGCAAGACGGAACCGGUGAGAGAGCAGAGCAGAGACACAGCCACGGACCGUGACCCCCAAGGCGCGGAAGAACUGGAGCAACCAGCAGCACCUGGCUCAGGUUACGGAAAUGACAGCCAGGUAAGAGUUCCGCAUAAUUUCAACACUGAAAGCAUUUUACGGAACAAAGCAGACGAGGAAAGCACAGGUCUUCAGUUUGAUUGUAAAUUGGAAGGAGCGGACAGCAGCUCCGGGGAGAUGGGAAACUUGGAAAGCGUCAGACGAGACAAGAGGGAGUCCAGAAAGGAGCAGGCUGGAAAAGCACCCGAGUUACCAGAAAUCAGCAUGAGCGAAGCGUCGCCGCUCCCUGCAGAGGAAUCUGCUUUUAGCCUACCUGGGCCUGCACAGACUGGCAGUACGGGAGAGGCGGUUACUGCUGCUGAGUCUGAGGCGCUGUCACACCUGAGUGACUCAGAGCAGGUCAGUGUGACGAGGUGCACAAACUUUGAAGGUUCCCAGCGCAGGGAGCCGGAGGCAACGGAGGAAGAGGGGCACAUAGAUACUCAUAGUUUGAAUGGAGGCGAAGAUAACACCCUGAAAGGUAGCCGCAAGCAUUUCAUAGAGGUCACGAUGAACCGCUCCCCACAGGUUAGGCGCAGCUUAGUGCCGCGCAGCUCUAUUUACUUGUCUUCUAGGGUUGAUUUUGACUCCACCUCUGUGGUUUCCUCCACCCUGGACGAGGACAGGGCAUCUGUAGCCCUGGAGCCUGUGGAGCAUGAGUGGAUGAUGUGUGCUUCGGAUGGGGAGUGGAGCAGCUUGCAUCGCCUCCUUGCUACAGAGCCGCAGCUCAUCAUGAGGAAGGAUUUUGUCACUGGGUUCACCUGCCUGCACUGGGCAGCCAAGCACGGCAAGCCUGAGCUCAUAGCCUUGAUCGUUAAUUUUGCCAAGCAGCACAACAUUCCCAUUAGUAUUGAUAUUCGAUCCAGCACUGGCUAUACACCGCUGCACAUCGCUGCCAUGCAUGGCCACAUGGAGGUGGUGAAGCUCCUGGUGGGCGCCUAUAAUGCAGAUGUGGAAAUUAGAGACUACAGCGGGAGGAAGGCCUGCCAGUACCUCAGUGACAGUGUGAGCAUGGACAUGUGGGACAUCUGUGGAGCUUAUGAGUACUCUGUGACUGAGAACUCUGACCCCAGGGACAGAGGCCGCUGGAGGAUCUCUAACCUGAAGCCCCUCAAGCAGCUCAUCUCCAACGACGGUGAUUCUGUGGAGAGUGAUGGUCAACCCAGGGAAAAGCCUCUCAGGAGGAAGUCCUCGCUAAACAGGAUGAAGCCCAAACUGCAGAACCUUCGUGCCAGGAUGUCUCAGAUUGUCCACAGCACUUCAUUCAAAGACAGAGAGGAGCAGGAAGAGCCAAAGAAAGGCUCCUUCAGAUCCAGACCCAAGAGCCAUUUCUUUGGGUGAAAUCAGUCCUGACCACAGGAUGUGGUAUGCAUGACAAAUACAGAGCAGAAUGUUUGCAGAAUUAUGGGAAAUCACUGAUUGGUGUUUUAGGCUUUUUUAAAAAUUGACUGUUAUUUCAAAGAACCCUUAAACUUUUGUGGAGGUGAAAAAUGUUCAGUCUCCACAUCCAAAAACUGGGUUCCGCUUCCUGUCAACGAGGAUCUACUACAGCUCUGAAUGUGAUGCUGAUUACAUGUGAAUGUAGUUAUGUGUUAUGUAUCCAGUGGGAAAUGGGAAACAUCUUUAGCUAGCUGCGGACCUUGAAUCACUGCCUUGUCAAACAGGAUCCUGUCUGUGCAGUGAAGAUAUGAAGCAGCUGCCACUCACUGUGGCUCCUUGAAGGUUUUUCAGUGGUUAUGAGAUAUCAGUGGAGCUGUGCUCUCAUUUGGGUUUGCUAUUUGAACAAUAAAUUAGUCAGCUUUCCUCUUUUUUUUGUUUUAUGACAUAAACUACAGGAACAAGAUUGUGCCAGUUCCCCAGUGAUGAUCUAUAUUUGGCUCCAUGAUGUACAACAAAUGCACGCUGUGUGUACACAAAGAUAACCCAUAUUAGAUUUUAAAGCAUAUCAUAGAUACACUCCCUCUGCAGGUCAGACUGACGUUUUAUUAUCCGUCCACAGCUGAUUCUAAAGCCCUUUGACCUUGAGUUGGUAAUCCGCCUGCAGUGAGCCGGAUUACUGUGUCACAAGAUGGUGAGGGAGUGUAAAGCUCUGUUCUUUGGAAAUGUGGAAUUUCAUACUUUGCACAGUCAGCUUUUGUCCCUUUAGAGGAAAGAGCAUUUUCAGUGGUUGCCUGUAACAGCAUGGACAUUUGUGGAAUGUUUCUGUGACCACGGUGCACCGAACACACUGAUCUUUAAAUGAUGGCACUAAAAUCUGCAGAGCUCGUCUUUGCAUGGCCCGUUUUAGGAAGCUUGUGGUUUAUGGACAGCAGAAUGAGUACUGCAGCAGUGAGACGGAGGAAAGAAACAAAGUGAAGUAGAGAGAAUCCUGCUCUUUCCAUCAGUGACGCUUAUGAACCACUCAUGACUAAUUAAUCCACAACAUGCUGCUUCAUGCUCAUCCUCACCCACAGGCUGCUCGUUUCUGGGAAAACUUCUGUUGAAGGUUUACUGCCAGUGUGUGCACAGUAUUGCUGAUGUAUUCUUUAGAUUGUGAUGUCCUUAUUUGAAUGUAAGACUGCACACUCAGUAAUGCUGUUGAAUAUUGUCUCAGUAGAGGCAGGUUUGGUUUAGCUUCCAUAUGAUAAGAACAUGUUUAGGAACUACUGUGACAUUUGACCACCAGAGAGCACUUUGAUACUUUACAGUGAAAAAUAAUCUAUCAUAUUCAAAUGUUCUAUUUUUAUGGGUUUGUUUCUCAGGUCUUCCAUACCUGAUUUCAGUCCAUCUGUUUAUGCUGUAAAUAAACUCUCGUUCUGUUGCCAUUUCUCAUCAUUUAGCAUAAAAAUGUUUUGUUUUUCAGAUUUUCUUUUUAUAUAUUUUGCACAUAUUUACCAAAACAUUUGUAUUUGCACAUAAUUUGUUCCAACAGCAAAUGUUUACCUGGGUUAUUGGGACCAUCAGAGUGACUUUGUUUUACUCAUUAAAUAAAACACACUAUUGCACGUAUAGAAGACUUUGU